AUGGCGGACGCAGAGAAUAACACCAAGGUUAGCUUGCUUCUGCCGGUAGACAGAGUCGAGAAAUUCACAUGGAGAGAUCUGCGAGACGGAUCAUUCACCGAAGAACUCAAGCGGAUCAUCUGCUUCGCUGCUCCUAUGGCGGCUGUGGUCAUCGCUCAAUUCAUGUUACAGAUCAUCUCAAUGGUCAUGGUUGGUCACCUCGGAAACCUCGCUCUCGCCAGCGCCUCUCUCGCCUCCUCCUUCUGCAACGUCACCGGCUUCAGCUUCAUCAUAGGAUUGUCAUUUGCGUUAGAUACUCUGAGCGGUCAAGCUUAUGGAGCCAAGCUAUAUAAAAAGCUAGGUGUUCAGUUAUACACAGCUAUGUUCUGUCUUACACUAGUGUGUCUCCCUCUCUCUGCCAUAUGGUUCAACAUGGAGAAGCUUCUUGUGUUCCUUGGCCAAGACCACUCUAUUGCAAAAGAAGCCGGAAGAUAUGCUGCUUGGCUCAUCCCUGGAUUGUUCUCUUACGCAAUUCUUGCACCGCUCACUCGCUACUUCCAAAACCAGAGCUUGAUCAAACCUCUCUUCAUUACCUCUUGUUUUGUGAUCGCUCUCCACGUUCCUUUCUGCUGGCUUUUGGUUUACAAGUCAGGGCUUGGUGAUGUUGGAGGAGCCUUGGCUCUCGGUUUGUCAAACUGGCUCUAUGCCAUUGUUCUUGGUUCUAUCAUGUUCUUCUCCUCCGCCUGUGCUGAGACACGUGCGCCACUCUCAAUGGAGAUAUUCCAAGGCAUUGGAGAGUUCUUCAGAUACGCUCUUCCUUCUGCUGCUAUGAUUUGCCUGGAGUGGUGGUCAUAUGAGCUCAUUAUAUUACUCUCUGGUCUCUUACCAAACCCACAACUUGAGACUUCUGUGCUCGCUGUCUGUCUCCAAACAGUUGGGGCAAUCUAUUCAAUACCACUUGCGGUUGCGACUGCAGCAAGCACAAGAAUAUCAAAUGAAUUAGGUGCUGGAAACUCUAGAGCAGCACAUAUGGUGGUCUACGCAGCAAUGUCUGUUGCCCUAUUGGAGUCACUGAUAGUGAGUGCGUCUCUAUUCGUUGGCAGGAACGCUUUCGGUUAUGUUUUCAGCAGUGACAAGGAAACCGUAGACUAUGUUGCAAAGAUGGCUCCGUUGGUCUGUAUUUCUCUCAUACUGGACGGUUUACAAGGAGUUCUCUCAGGAAUUGCAAGGGGAUGUGGAUGGCAACAUAUGGGGGCUUACAUCAAUUUAGGAUCUUUCUAUCUCUGGGGGAUACCUUUUGCAGCAACUUUAGCCUUCUGGGCUGAUCUGAAAGGUGUUGGCCUUUGGAUUGGCAUACAAGCUGGUGCAAUUCUCCAAACUUUUCUGCUUGGUCUUUUCACCGGAUGCACAGACUGGGAAAACCAGGCCCUUGAAGCGAGGAAGCGAAUGGCUUUAGCCUAG
Messenger RNA from Microthlaspi erraticum, 1440 nucleotides. Lineage: Eukaryota; Viridiplantae; Streptophyta; Magnoliopsida; Brassicales; Brassicaceae. The record is from the annotation of a GenBank genome assembly.